AAAAUUUAAACAACCGAUCCGAAUCAAGGUUACUACAGAGACUCGGUGAGGUAUUUUUAGUUGCCCUCUUUAAAACCUGUGCAAAAAGCCCUAAAAAUUAAAAUCAAAAUCAAUUCCAUCACCAAAAAAAAGAAAAAAAAAAAGAAAAGAAAAAUGCUUGGUGGAUUAUAUGGGGAUCUCCCUCCGCCAUCAUCAUCGGCGACAACAACAACAACAGACGAUGAUCCAAAACCAACAUCAUCGAAUAAUGUCUGGUCAUCAAGUGUGAAAAUGGCACCACCGACACUAAGAAAACCCACAUCAGUCAAACCAAUAACACAAAACAUGAUGAUUAAAAACAAGCCCAAAAUCAUUAAUCCAUCCUCAGAUGUUGUAACAAACAAAAACCCAUCUUUGCAGCAACCUGCAGGUGCAUUUGUGGGGUCUGUUGCAGAGGAAUAUGACCCGGCUAGGCCGAAUGAUUACGAAGAAUACAAAAGGGAAAGGAAAAGACAGGCGGCUGAGGCCGAGAUUAAGCGAGAAGCGGAAAAACGGCGAAAAGAGAGGGAGAAGGAAAGAGAAAGGGAAAGGAAAGAGGGUAAUAGUAGUAAUUUGGAUUUGGAUGUUAAUAUUUCGGGUGAAGAAGCGUGGAAAAGACGCGCGGCGAUGAGUUCGAAUGGAGGAGGAGGAGGAGAGGAUGUAGGAGGGUUUAGUAUUGAGAAGUCGGAAAGCGUUGGGUUGGGAGUUGGGGCAGGUGGGCAGAUGACUGCGGCGCAGAGAAUGAUGGCGAAAAUGGGGUGGAAGGCAGGGCAGGGGUUAGGGAAACAAGAACAGGGGAUCACGACUCCGUUAGUGGCUAAGAAAACGGAUAGGAGAGCCGGGGUUAUUGUGAAUGCAACCGAGCAAAAGCAGGCGGUGGAAAAGAAGGUGAAAGGUGUUAGUAUUAAUGGGGAGCCUACUCGUGUUGUGCUUCUUCGGAAUAUGGUGGGUCCUGGCGAGGUAGAUGAUGAUUUAGAAACUGAAGUAGCUGAGGAAUGUGCGAAAUACGGGACAGUCACGAGGGUCUUGAUAUUUGAAAUAACUGAGCCUAAUUUUCCAGUUGAUGAAGCGGUUAGAAUCUUUGUGCAGUUUGAGAGAUCUGAGCAAGCAACAAAAGCCCUUGUUGAUCUUGAAGGUCGGUUUUUUGGGGGUAGGGUUGUACGUGCUACUUUUUAUGACGAAGAUAGGUUCAAUACCAAUGAGUUGGCUCCAAUGCCAGGGGAAGUCCCGGGUUUUAUUUAGAUUUUAUGAAGUGUAAUAGUUUUGUUAUUCCUGUUAAGUUAAUUAAAUUUUUAGAUAUGGAGUAACCUUGUGGUGUGUAAAAGCUGUUUCCUGUAAUCAACAUUCUAAGAGUUGUUUUCAAAUCAUAAUAUAUUUUUCGCCAAUUGGCUUUCAUU
Molecule: messenger RNA, 1415 nt
Organism: Erigeron canadensis
Lineage: Eukaryota; Viridiplantae; Streptophyta; Magnoliopsida; Asterales; Asteraceae
Product: DNA-damage-repair/toleration protein DRT111, chloroplastic
Exons: 2
Coding region: 154-1260 (368 amino acids)
Biological process (GO): mRNA cis splicing, via spliceosome
Cellular component (GO): precatalytic spliceosome
Molecular function (GO): RNA binding
Source: RefSeq, a predicted model, not a curated record